Mya arenaria is the source of this 3348-nucleotide messenger RNA. RefSeq names its product trafficking protein particle complex subunit 12-like. The record is from RefSeq and is a predicted model, not a curated record. NCBI's taxonomy places the organism in Eukaryota, Metazoa, Mollusca, Bivalvia, Myida, Myidae. Gene Ontology annotation, cellular component: TRAPP complex; Golgi apparatus. The coding region runs from base 81 to 2699 and encodes 872 amino acids. The transcript is spliced from 13 exons. Gene Ontology annotation, molecular function: protein binding.
GGUGGGUUGAGUUGUGUUGUGCUUUCAGCCUUUUGUUUGUUGCUGUUGUCUAAGUUAUUAUUCAAUCAAUUUAAAGUACAAUGGCACAUCUGUCUGAGAAUGAAAAUGUUACUGAUUUGAUAGAAGAAGAAUUAGAAGAGGAAAAACUUUUUCUUGAGAUGUCAAACAAGCAAAAUGAGCUACUGACUCCUGGAAUGCGACAUUCUGCUACAACUGACACACUUGAUUCAGUGUAUCUUGAUCCUCCAACUGCUGAGCUGGACAUUGAUUCUGAACCCAAAAUUGACAUUGAGAUUGUUAGUGAAACUGGUGACAAAAAUAUAACAUCUUUUCAAGGUACCUCUAUGGAUAGUGAGGUAAAACCAAUGCAAACUAUGAGUGAUGUGGAUGAUAAUUCAAAGGCAAACAUUGUCUUUGAUGUUGAAAGUGAAAUUAAAGAAGAAACAUCCCCACCAUCACUCAGUAAAUAUUUUGGAAAGGUUGAAUCCACUGAGGAUUUCUUUGCUUCUUUGCCUCAUGCUGAAGAAGACCUUCCACCUUCUACUGACAUUGAUAUUGGUAGUGUUUCAGAUAGCAAGCCUGGAGGUGAAGAAAAUGUAAUGUCAGGAAGUGAUCCAUUUGGGCUAUAUUCUGCUCCUGACAAAAGUGAAGAAAAAGUAGAACAGCAAGCAGACAGAGCUGAUGAAAUGGCAGAUUUAACUCUGAAUAGCUCAGCAGAUGUUCUUCAAUUUGAUGACAUGACGCUGGAAGAUACUAUUGACACUAAAAAUGAAACCUGUGAUGAAAAGUCAGAUAAGAAAAAACAUGAAUUUGUUGGCACUGUUGACUUUGAUCUGGCUCUUGAUGGAAAUGACAUUGUUGAGACACCAGUAGAUGUUGAAGAAAAGGAUGGAUUUGAAUCUUUCACAGCAGAACUAUCUAACAAUGAAGCAUUAGAUGCUUUAGGUAUAUCACCAGCAGCCCCAUCCUUUAUGAAUGACAACAGCAUCAAAGAGUACUUCAGACAAGCCAGUAGUCAAUCAGAUGAUCCCUUUGGGGGGGUUUCUCGUCAGAUAUCCCACACAAGUGGGAGAUCAUCAACAAGCCAAGAGAGAGUUCUGGGAAGUCUAGAUGAGGUGACAGAGAAUGGGAAUGAAGUUCCUGAACAUGUCCAGAACUCGGACACUUCCAUACCGGCUCCAGACCUGUCUGCUACUAUCGGAACAGGGAGUGACUCUGUGGAGACAACUCCAAGACACCAACCUUUGUUCCCUCCAUCUACUACCCUUUCUCCAGGGGAAAGUCCAUCUCAUCAGCCCUUCUUUAAGCAUUCUGAUUCACAGUCGAGUGGAGACCAUUCUAUUCCAGCUUUCCAGAGCUUCGGAGAUUCUAGCAGCACUGAUGACACAUUCUCCGUCGCACUACAGAUGAGUGACUCUGACCGCCAACAUGAUGCCUGGCUUCCGUCAGACAAUACGAAGAACAUAUUAAUCACCAUGGCAACACAUGCACCAGGAAGUUAUAUACCAACAUCUGACCUGCUUGUUGCACCUUCGCUAGUGUCAACACAGCAACAGGGUGACCCUGUUCGAGAGCUUGUAUUCCGGUACAUGGGAGAACAAGAGGCUCUGAAAAGGAAGGUUCUCACCCUGGACAGUGUGCCCCGGGAUGUGGAUGGACUUAAACAGCUCUUGGGUGCUGGAUGUUACCGGUCUGCCAUAGACUUGACAACGGAGCUUAUUACACAUAUGGGCCAGUCUGUUAACAUGGAGGUGCAGAUCAACCAUUCUCCACAGACUCUCCAAGUGUGGUAUACUCGCUUCAGCCUCAUGAUGAAACUUAGACUGUAUAGCGUUUUAGAAUCAGAGUUUGUGGCAUUUAAAAAUCUCGACACUCCGGACAUGUACUACGAGUAUUACCCUCAUCUGUUCCCUGGCAAAAGAGGAUCAAUGGUGCCAUUUGGAAUGCGUCUCCUGCAUGCAGAGUUACCCCACCACCUUGGCCGAUCAGCCGAAACUCUGGAUAGAUUCUACUACCUUCUGGCCAUUACUAAAAGGAUACUGAAGAACCUGGCGGAGGGCUUAUCUGAGGAUGGAAGUGCUCUUACAAUAUCAAAUGAGAGCAGAAAGGUUUCACAGAAGUUAUGGCAGGAAAGAGAGAAGAAAAUCCUGUACUUGAUAGCCAAUACACUGGUUUUGCUUCGGGACUAUGACGCAGCACUGAGUGUGUAUGAGGAUCUGAUGGAAAAGGACAGUGGACAAAAACUGGCCUUACUGUCUGGACUGGGCCGAAUACACCUACAGAUUGGUAACUUGACGAAGGCCAGUGAAUUUUUCCAGCAGGUGAAGGCAACCUGUGAGGGAGACUCUGCAACGCUCCAUAUGAAUAAGGGUUUUGAGGCAAUGUGUCAAAACAACUUCACGGAGGCUUACGAGAGUUUCAAGUUGGCUGUUCAGGCUGAUCCCUCAAACACAUCAGCUGUGAACAACAUGUCCGUGUGCUGUCUCUACCUCGGGAAGUUGAAGGAGGCCCUAACAGCACUGGAGGCCCUGGUGCACGGUAGCCCGGAAAAGAACCUACACGAGGGGAUAUUAUUCAACCUGUGUACGCUUUAUGAGCUGGAAUCCUCCAGGGCUCUACAUAAGAAACAGGCCCUACUGGACUUGGUCAGCAAACACAAAGGAGAUGGCUUCCCUGUUGUGUGUCUAAAAAUGUCCUAAUAAUGAAUACAGGAGUAAGGAUGUAUGGUGUUAAAAUGUUUUAUAAUGGUGUAACACUGGACAUACUUGUAUGUUGGAGUAUUUAGUACCGGUAUGCUUGUAAGUACUAAGUCUACCGAGUGUGUAUAUGUACUUCCAUUGACACUUAUUCAAAAUGCAAAAAAUAUGCAUUACUUUAUUCAAUCAAUAGUGAUGACAGUUAACUGUCUUUAUAUUUAUAGUGGUCUAGAUAUCAGUAGUAUUAAAACAUGAACAUAAAUUCCGAUCUUGCUUCGUGAAGAAACAUGGACAUAUAUCAUAAUGUACAUGUACAUGUUUGUUGAAGUUGAAUAUUUUUGCUGCAAGUGACUGAAAUGAAAGUGUGUGAAUUAUCACAGAAUUAUGCGACUUUAGUUCCAAAACCAUUGAUAUUCAUGUAUAUUUAACAUUCCGUUACAAUUUACUCGAUUUAUGUUGGUUUUCAAUUAUUCAUGCUGUUAUGUGAAAAAAGUCAGUGUGCACAGGUGUCAUUGAAGAGCCAUUACUUGAAUUUGAAUUUUGUAUUGAAGAUAAUUAUUAGCUUUAUAUAUUUGUUAGUAUGAAGAUUUUUUAUGUAUGAAUUGACACUGUGCUUAGCUGUGGUAAUGUGCAAUAAAUGUAUAAUAUUAAA